This is a messenger RNA of Culicoides brevitarsis, 2222 nucleotides long. RefSeq names its product G2/mitotic-specific cyclin-A. NCBI's taxonomy places the organism in Eukaryota, Metazoa, Arthropoda, Insecta, Diptera, Ceratopogonidae. The transcript is spliced from 5 exons. The record is from RefSeq and is a predicted model, not a curated record. The coding region runs from base 290 to 1630 and encodes 446 amino acids. Gene Ontology annotation, molecular function: cyclin-dependent protein serine/threonine kinase regulator activity. Gene Ontology annotation, biological process: regulation of cyclin-dependent protein serine/threonine kinase activity; mitotic cell cycle phase transition. Gene Ontology annotation, cellular component: cytoplasm; cyclin A2-CDK2 complex; nucleus.
UUCAGUUACUUUUAGUACUCGCCAUAACACCAGCAACACCGAGGAAGCAUCAAAGGUUUUAUAUUUGCUCAUUUUUGACCAUUUUUAGCGUGAAAAUGAACUUAAGUUCGGCAUAAAUCCAUUUAACAAGUGCCCCGACAUCGAAAGCAUUUGAAAUUUUAUCAGUAAUUGUGGAAAUUUGUCCAAAAAUCCGGGAAACGUAAAUUCCAUCGCAUCUCUGAGGACACACAUUGGAGCACACGAAUCGUAGAGCACUGCGUAAUUUACAUCAAAAAACGAAAGAAUCAAGAUGGCUGCAUUUCAAAUUUUUGAGGAUCGCGAAAAUCCCGUCGAAAAGGAGAAUCGUGUGCAUGGCGGAGGCAUCAAAAUGGGCGUCGGCAAGGCUGCUUUGGAGAAACGGAGCACCUUGGCGGUCCUAAAUAACGUAAUUGACCGCACAGAAAUGCAUUCCGAGAAACCAGGCCUCAUGGAAAAUGCUCGGAUAAACUUGAAAAAUGUCGGCAAAAGCGCAAGUAACGAUGAAAACGCAUUUUGUUUCCAACAACAAAAGAAAGCUGCGGAGCCUUUCAAGGGUUUCGCCGUGUACGAAGAUGCGAAAAAAGACGUUGUUGAUCAUGCCAAAGUGGAAAUUCCCGCAGAAAUUCCCCGAAACCCUUUGCACGAGCUCAAAUCCGAUACGCCCAUGUCUGUGAGUGGCAUCAUGUCGCCCAUGUCGGUCGAUACGUCAAUCGUUAUUCCCGAAACCCCCGAGAAAUUGUUGGCUAUUCCGCGCAACGAUCGCGAACGCUUCUUCGAAGUCCCGCAAUAUCAACACGAUAUUUUGGCGUAUUUGAAGGAAGCGGAGCUCAAACAUCGUCCAAAACCGGGGUACAUGCGCAAACAACCCGACAUCACGCAUUCCAUGCGAACGAUCCUUGUCGAUUGGUUGGUUGAGGUUUGCGAGGAGUAUCGUUUGCAAAAUGAGACGCUUUGUUUGGCGAUUUCGUACAUUGAUCGGUUUUUGAGUUAUAUGUCGGUUGUUCGUGCAAAAUUGCAAUUAGUUGGCACUGCUGCGAUGUUUAUUGCUGCCAAAUAUGAGGAAAUUUAUCCGCCAGAUGUCGGGGAAUUUGUCUACAUUACCGACGACACGUACAGUCGAUCGCAAGUCCUCAAGAUGGAGCAACUGAUUUUGAAGGUUUUGAGUUUUGACCUUACUGUGCCAACUGCACUUGUUUUCACGCAAUUGUAUUGCAUCAUGAACGAGAUCCCGGAUAAGGUCAAGUUUCUCACUAUGUAUUUGUGUGAAUUAUCACUCCUCGAGGCAGAUCCCUAUCUCCAAUACCAUCCAUCGAAGAUUUCCGCAGCUGCUCUCGCCGUCGCUCGUCACACAUUGGACAUGCCAAUGUGGUCUAAGAGCUUGGAGGAAGAAGUUGGCUACACUUUGGACGACUUGAAGGAAAUUAUCAUGCACUUGAACAAGUCAUUCGAAGCCGCCGCUGAAUUAGGGCAACAAGCAAUCCAAGAAAAAUACAAAUCUAGCAAAUUCCAUUCCGUGUCGCAGUUGAAACCAUCUCUCAUUGAAGAGGCGACUUUUACCUCUACCGACAACGAUCGAAACGUGCGGAAAAUGAUUUCCCAUCUUGCCGUUUAAAGAAAAAGUGUCACUCGUCACUAUUUACCUCCGUUUUUUUACCGUUUAUUAUAUUUUAUAUGUUAGUCCUUUGUUCUUGCUUGGAACCACGAAUGAAACCUCGUGCGAAGAUAUUUACUUAAGCCCACACACACUAAUUUUACACACAAUUUAAUUUAAAACUAUACAAAGAAAAAAACUCGAAUUCCUCCAACUUGCAACAACUACUCAUUAAAAUUACGAUAAUUAGUGUAUUGUUUGAGUCAAAAAUCAAUAAUUUUAUGGUUUGUGUUGAAAAUGUACAAAAAAAAUGACAAUGUCCCCUUAAAAAUAUUUAUAAAAAUGGGACAAGAAAAAAAAAUUAAAAAUAGAAAAAAAUCACAAAAAAAUAAUAUUUACAACAAAACAAACGAAAACUGAUGCUUAAAGAAAAUAAGACAAAAAAAGUUUAUUUUUUAAAUUGAACAAAUAAUUUUGUACUGAAUGUAUUUUGUAAUAUAGAAAUUUGUAGACAUAAUUUAAUAAUUAGAAAUUACAUAAAUUUAAGGAAGUUGAAUCCUAGUUGAUACAUAAAAUAAAAUAAAAAAAAUAAAUGUCAAAAUUCAUAAAAAUA